This is a messenger RNA of Cinara cedri, 759 nucleotides long. Lineage: Eukaryota; Metazoa; Arthropoda; Insecta; Hemiptera; Aphididae. The record is from the annotation of a GenBank genome assembly.
AUGAAAGAGUCUAUAAAAGCUUAUGAGUGCCAAAUUAUAACUGUUUCCUUCGAAGAUUUACCCUGGAUUACUGAAUCAACGCAGGAGGGAAUUAAUCAACCUAGCUUCCCUCAACAUGACAUAGGAACAUUAGCUUUUUACCCAAUAAUUAGUUCUAAUUAUUGGUUUGAAAAACUUUUUGCCAGGGGUAUUAAAACUACCCAACUACGUAUUAAGGAUCUUCAAAAAGAAGACCUUAAAGAAGAAAUAAGAACAGUAAUUAAGAUUACUGAGAAAUAUAAAGCUAAGCUAUUUAUUAAUGAUUACCAGGAAUUGGCGAUGCAACAUAAUGCAUAUGAUAUACACUUGAGACAAGAAGAUCUAGCGAAUACUGAUUCUAAAGCUAUCGUACAAACUAACAUCAGGUUAGAAAUAAGCACUCAUGGCUAUUAUGAAUUAGCGAGAUCUUAUGCUCUAAGACCUUCUUGUAUCUCUUUUGGCCCAAUUUCUCCAACUACUUCUAAGCAAAUGCCUUUUACUCUACAAGGGAUUUUUAAUUUGCAGCAUUGGCGUAAACUAUUAAAAUAUCCGUUGGUUGCUGUUGGACGAGUUUCUAUCGAUAAGUUACCGCCCAUAUUGGCAGGCUGGGUAGGUGGAAUUACUGUUAUUUCUGCUGUAUUAAGCGAUCUAGAUCCAGAGCAAGUUGCUUUAAAAUUUUUAAAAGCUUGUAAACAAGCAUUUUUAUUAAGACGAAAACAAGGUGAUUAUGAUCGAUUAUAA